Molecule: messenger RNA, 2182 nt
Organism: Hippoglossus stenolepis (Pacific halibut)
Lineage: Eukaryota; Metazoa; Chordata; Actinopteri; Pleuronectiformes; Pleuronectidae
Product: beta-1,3-galactosyl-O-glycosyl-glycoprotein beta-1,6-N-acetylglucosaminyltransferase-like
Exons: 4
Coding region: 1-1056 (351 amino acids)
Cellular component (GO): membrane
Molecular function (GO): beta-1,3-galactosyl-O-glycosyl-glycoprotein beta-1,6-N-acetylglucosaminyltransferase activity
Source: RefSeq, a predicted model, not a curated record
AUGAGGCUACUGAAACCAGGCAGGUUUCGACUGGUCCUGAGAAUCACCAUUGCACUGGGAUCACUAUGGAUCCUCUCCCUACUUACUCGCAGUAAACCAGGCUGGAAUCCCAGCUCCGUUCUCAGGUACAGCUGGUUGGAGUAUACAGACUCUGAUGACAGCCCAGAGAAAGUGUGCAACUGCUCAGCUAUCCUGCAGGGAGAGAGGGAGGCACUGGAGCAGGCCAAAUUACUGACCAUCACCAAAGACUUCCACAAGAGUGUUCACAUCCCUGAUGAACAUUACAUGAAUGCAACCAAAGACUGCAGCCAGCCUGUUGACGUGGUCUAUUCUGCCUGGCCACGUGUCCAGGCUGACCUUAACUGUAUGGCGGAUCUCUAUAACACCAGCACAAAAUGGAAAUACUUCAUCAACCUUUGUGGCCAAGAUUUCCCUCUGAAAACCAACUUGGAGAUUGUAAGGACUCUGCGUUCACUGAAGGGCGGGAACAGCUUAGAGUCAGAAAAAAUGCCUGCAGAAAAGAUGUGGAGAGUGAGAAAUGCACACAAAAUAAUAGAUGGAGGAAUCCAGGGAACAGGAAAGGCAAAGGAGCCUCCUCCCUUCAACAUGCCCAUAAUGUCUGGAAGUGCCUACUUUGUGGUUAGCCGUGGCUACAUCCGCAGUGUGUUGGAGGACGGCCGAGUGCUGGCACUGAUGGAGUGGGCCAAAGACACCUACAGUCCUGAUGAAUUUCUCUGGGCAACCAUUCAGCGAAUGCCCGGAGUUCCUGGCUCAACACGGCCCCACAGCAAAUAUGACAUGUCAGACGUCAAUGCCAUCGCUCGCCUGGUGAAGUGGCAGUGGCACGAGGGGUCGCAGGCUUCACCGGACGCGGUGUACCCAGAGUGUCAAGGCAGCCACGUCAGGGCAAUAUGCGUAUAUGGUGCCGGGGACUUAAAGUGGUUGCUCAAGCAGCAUCAUCUCUUUGCCAACAAGUUUGACAUAGACACAGACCCCGUUGCUGUCUACUGUUUGGAGAAAUAUCUCAGAAAAAGGGCACUGUCUGAGUUACAAUAGAUAUAUUUUAGAUUUUUCAUAGCAACCGAGAAUGGCAUUCAAUUCAAACCUUUAUUAAUACAGGGAAAGGCCAUGUAGCAGCACGUGAUUUAAUUUCAAGAUGUAUUUUAAAUUUGUUUAUAAUUCUAGUGUGAUGAACACAAAUUAAAAUGUUUCAUUAGUGGCACUAUAUUAUUCAGUCGUAUUACGGUUAUUCGAGCAGUUUAUCAGUGUUACGAUUAAAAAUCCUGCAGUGGCGGACUGCACAUCGGUAGCACCUGGACAUUUCCCAGUGGCCUGAUGGUCGCUCUGGCUUUCCUUGACCAGCGAUAAUAUAGCAAGCAGGACCACCAACGUAAUCACGUCUCUCUGCGAUGCACACAGCAGCCAAAGAUAUUAAUAUUCAUAAUAAUAAUUGUGAAAAGGGAGCUUUCUCCCCCUUUUUCACUAGGCGCUGUCUCCCUAUAUUAAAACAUUUGGUCAUUUGAUUAUUAUUAGAAUUUUGAUUAUCAAUUAGAUUAUGUAGAUAAUCUGGUUUUGAGUUGUGUGUUGAAUUAUUUUACAGCAUGUAUGUGUUGACAGUUUAUUUUGUUAUGUCUGUGAUGUUGCUCUGUUUGAUUGUUGUUUUUCCAGAUCUGUGCAUGGGGUCAGAUCAGCAGGUCGAUCAGGGAGAGGUGUGUAGGAUCAGGUCUCUGAGAAAGGAGGGGCUGGGCAGACUCAAGGGAAAGGCUCUCCCACCCACGACCUGACCAUUACCUUUGACAACUCUGUGUUAUCCCCCACCCAGACUGCUAGGAACCUGGGUGUGACACUGGACAGUCAACUCUCCCUUACUGCCAACAUUACUGCAACAACACGUUCCUGUAGAUCAGGGGUGUCCAAACUACGGCCCGCGGGCCAACUGCGGCCCGCCAUCCAUUUUUAAUUGGCCCGUAUCAAAGUCUAAAAAUAUAAUGGACUAUGGCCCACUGUAUUGCACUUCUUAGUUUAAACACUAGGUGGCGCUAUUGUCUUGAACAAGGCAGCGUCUCCACAAAGCAAGCAAUCGAAGAAAAAAUUUGCUCAGCGUCACCAGAAAUGCCGGAACCGAAGAGACGCAAGAUUGCAAGCGAGUGCAGAAAAUGUCAGACUCGGUGGAAAAAUGAAU